UUUAUGUUCUUAUCUUUUUUGCUGUGGCCAACCUGGAUAGUGCAGAUGACUGGCUGACGACGCAUGAAAAUAUAGAUUUUAGUUUUCAUCCACUUUAGGAAGGCUGUCUUGUUAGAUUUUUAAAAAUGGAAGUAAAGCGUAUGAGGGUAGGUCGAUGUCCCACAGACGAGAUGUCACUACUCAACUCAGCCUCUUUGAAUAAAUCAGACUUCAGCUCAGAUUUACAGUACAUAGAAGUGUCUACUUCGGAGAGCGAGCGUCCUUUUGUGUUCACAGUGAAUUUCGACGACAAAGUUCCCGUUGAGACAGUCUGCUUCAGUCUGUUGCAACGCAAAUGGGCGACUCUCUCCAUCAACCAGGAGAUUCGCGUGCGUCCCUAUCGCUUCAACGUUACCAAGUCGUCAGAGUGCGUUUCGUCAGCUGUUUUCACCAUCGAUUUCAUGCAGAAAAAGUCAGCUACAACAGACAUGUACAAUUCGGAUGAUAUGGUGAAAGAGUUCCUGUCUCAGAAUACAGGAUUGGCGUUGAGUGUAGGUCAAAUGCUGUCUCUACGUCUUGGAAACAAACUCUUCCUAUUGGUCGUCAAAAGUCUUGAAGCUGUGGACAUCGGAGAUCUGAAUUCGGACCCGAAGCCGCAUAAGAUCAGUGUGGGCCGUUGUCUGGGAAACACCAACAUAGCACUCGAAAAAGCACCCGACUCCUCUCUCAAUCUUAUCGGAAAAUCAACGGGGAAUACAGCGCGUACAUCGAUCAUCAACCCUGACUGGGACUUCAACAAAAUGGGAAUCGGUGGUCUGGACAAGGAGUUCAACGCCAUCUUUCGGCGAGCCUUCGCUUCUCGAGUCUUUCCGCCCGAAGUCAUCCAACAGUUGGGUUGCAAGCACGUGAAAGGCAUCCUGUUGUACGGCCCCCCUGGCACAGGCAAGACUCUGAUGGCACGCCAGAUCGGCAAGAUGCUGAACGCCCGGGAGCCCAAGAUAGUGAACGGACCGCAGAUCCUCGACAAGUAUGUCGGCGAGUCAGAGGCCAAUGUCAGGCGACUGUUUGCCGAGGCUGAGGAGGAAGAGAAGAGGAUGGGUCCGAACUCAGGCCUGCACAUAAUAAUUUUCGACGAGAUAGACGCGAUCUGCAAGCAGCGUGGCUCGGUGGGCUCCAACACGGGCGUGCACGACACAGUCGUCAAUCAGCUGUUGGCCAAGAUUGAUGGUGUCGAACAGCUGAACAACAUCCUCGUCAUCGGCAUGACCAACAGGCGAGACAUGAUUGACGAGGCACUGCUCAGGCCUGGCCGGUUGGAGGUUCAAAUGGAGAUUAGUCUUCCGGAUGAGAACGGCCGAUGUCAGAUAUUGAACAUCCACACAGCUCGGAUGAGAGACUUCAAGAAAAUCAACGAAGAUGUCGACAUCAAGGAACUGGCCACCCUGACUAAAAACUUUUCGGGAGCUGAGUUGGAAGGUCUUGUGAGAGCUGCCCAGUCGACGGCCAUGAAUCGACUUAUCAAGGCAUCAAGCAAGGUGGAGGUCGACCCUGAGGCUAUGGACAAGUUCAAACUCAGCCGGUCCGACUUUCUACAUGCUCUAGAGCAUGAUAUCAAACCGGCAUUUGGAUCAUCAGCCGAGGCUUUGGACCACUUCCUGGUGAGAGGCAUAAUCACGUGGGGUACUCCUGUGCGUAACAUAUUGGAGGACGGAAUGCUCUUUGUGCAGCAGUCUAAGGCCACUCAUAACAGUGGACUUGUUUCUGUACUGCUCACUGGUCCUCCGAACUCAGGCAAAACGGCAUUAGCAGCUCAGAUGGCGAAGAAUUCGGACUUUCCGUUUGUGAAGGUGUGCUCGCCUGAGGAGAUGGUCGGCUUCAACGAGGCCAGCAAGUGCCUCGCCAUUCGAAAGGUAUUUGACGAUGCAUACCGUUCGCAGCUGAGCUGCAUUCUGGUGGACAACAUAGAGCGUCUUCUCGACUAUGGACCAAUAGGGCCCAGAUACUCCAAUCUGACAUUGCAAGCUCUACUAGUCCUAUUGAAGAAGGAACCACCACGUGGCCGAAAACUCCUCAUCUUCUGUACCAGUAGUCGCAGACAAGUUCUGGAAGACAUGGAAAUGCUGUCUGCGUUCACAGCCGUACUACACGUGCCCAAUCUGAGCAAGCCGGAACAUCUACUCACCGUACUAGAGGAGUCAGACGUUUUCAGCAAGAAAGAGCUCAGCAUCAUAUUCAAGAAGAUCAGCGGACACAAAGUGUUUGUGGGCAUAAAAAAGCUGCUGGCUCUGAUCGACAUGGCCAGACAAAUAGAGGAGCAACACCGAGUGGUGAAGUUCCUCGCCAGGCUCGAAGAGGAAGGAGCUCUCGACAUGGGCACAUCCAUUCAUGACUAAUUUUGAGAUGUGUUGCUACUCAACUAAAUUCUACUCGGUAUAAUGUGGAGGACAGAUUACUACAGAUCUUCGCCUACUGCCAACUCAACUAGAUUAGCGGUCUCCUGCACAUCCCACAUUCCAUUAGUUUUAUUACGGUAUUUUAGUGCGGUUUUCUAGUAGAGAUUCACUUGGAAUUGUCAGUCAAUCAGACUAAAUGGAUUUAGUAAAGUAAAAUUAUAUAUUCUAUGUUCUCCAUCUAUCAAUUUAUUUUUAUUUCGAUAGAUUUGAACAUUCAGUGAGUCUGUUUUUUUAGUUAGCUUCUAUUUACUGUAUUUGAAGCUAUUGUGAUUUUAUUGCAAGAAAAAAUUAGUAACUAGAUGCAAUUUUUACUGUCAGUUCGAUAAGACAAAUAUUAUACAGUAUAUUUAAAAGCAAUAAUAUUGUAGAGUAUAAUAUUAUCUGGUGUUACUAGGGUAGUUUGAAGCUCACAGAGUUUAUAGAGACAGACUUAGUGAGGAUUUGGGUUGAGAAACGCCACAGAGUCAGUUUUCAGUUUGGAUCUUUCCUUAGAACUAAGUCUCUCUCUGUAAACUCUGUGAUUUUCAAAGUUAAAUAGAGAAAGAUUGAUGCUUGACACAUGAACGAUUAAAUAACUACAAUUUUAUUAUUGAAAAUCAAUAUGGCUACAACUAUUUCAGUAAAAUAUAUGUGCACUUACGGCUUAAAUUAGUGAAUAGAAUUAAAUUACAAACUGGUAUAUUUCAGUAUUAUAUUGGAAUAUCAUUAUUGUAGUGAAGUUUCAUAGCACGUUAGUACCAAAUCAAUUACUUAGAUUAAUAAAAAUAUUGAAUUUAUAAUAUUUUACGUGUAAAAUAUCAAUAGAUAGGAGGAUACUAAGAUUGUUGUUGUUUCAUUAUUACUGUUGUUGUUGCUAAGGAAAAAUACUAGUAUUAGUAUUAUUAGUCUAUAACAUAAAUAAUACCAAGUAAUAGAUGUAUAAUAUUGCAUAUUAGAUUAUUGUGUAAAUUAGACGACUGUUUGUUGAAUUUAAUUUGUUUUUGGGGGCGAAACUAAGUCUAUAAAGUUUUAUCAUGGGUUGCCAUAAGUUGAUUUGAAAUUAAAGAAUCUUGGAUUUAUAGUUGUCCAUUCCCUUAUUAUAAAUUAUCUAUCAAGAUUGUUGAAAACAAAUUUUGCACUUUGAAAACGAUAAAUUUCUGAUCACAGAAGCAAAUAAUCGAAGAUAGUGGUAAUACUUGUCAAUUGUGCUAGUAGCUUAGUGUUAGUGUUAUGUAGGUGUAUAGAAUACCUUUCCGAUAUUAAUAAAUAUUAUUACUUAACUAUGAUUCUAGUCAUAUGCUUAAAUCAUCAUCGAAAACAAUAAUUACUGAUUCAACAAAAAUAUCACGUUCCCUUAUUUCAGUGCUCUUAAACACAUUCCUAUUGUCCUAAUGAAUGGUUUAACCAUAGAGUAGCUGAUACGGUAGCUUAAGAAGAUAUUCCUGGCUGUAGGGCUUUUAUGUUGCAAAUUUCAAGCCAAUAAAGUUGACUAGCAGUUGUUUUUUGUGAAGCUAUGUGACACUGGUAGUCUCCCAUAUACUGUGCCGCUCUACACACUCUCACCCGGCCAAACAGUGAUAAUAUACAGUAGUCGACAGUAAUCGGUUUCAGUUAACAAAAAUUCGACUUGAAGUUUGCAACACAAACGAUCUAUACCAUGGGAUAUCUACUUAAUUUAUGCUGUGUUCCCUCUAUGUAUAUGUUAUGUAUUAUAUUGGGAAUAUUCCCUAGUAUAAAAUUAAUUAGAUCUUAUAAGUUAUAUUAGGUUAUUGAUGAAUAUUGUUGUCGAAAAAAGUUAUUAUGAAUAGAAUAAGAUAAAAAUAUUUUCAUGUUCUACUCUUCUACAGUUAACUUAUUUGUGUAUUUAUCAAAUUAUCAAUGUAAUGGUUAUUAUUUUUCAAUCUUAACUCCUAUGUAUUUUUCAAAUUGUUGACUCUAAAAUUGCUUGUUUCGAAAAUUAAACUAUUGAUGUUUAUAAAUUUGUUGAUUAUUGCUUGUGAACAAAUUUUAUUAUUGAAACAGUUGUAUUUUGUGGCCAAAUACAUCUGCAGACCCACGUUAUAACGUGAGAAUGAGAUAUCAUGGUUUAGUAGCCUAUACUCGACUAAUUCCUAAUUUACCCUACAUUUUCGUCUAAUUCCUUACAUUUUGAUUGUAUUUAAGAGUGAUGUGCUAUU
This is a messenger RNA of Nilaparvata lugens (brown planthopper), 4588 nucleotides long. RefSeq names its product vesicle-fusing ATPase 1. Gene Ontology annotation, cellular component: Golgi stack. Gene Ontology annotation, biological process: intra-Golgi vesicle-mediated transport; Golgi to plasma membrane protein transport; SNARE complex disassembly. The transcript has 16 exons. Bases 126 to 2372 code for a protein of 748 amino acids. The record is from RefSeq and is a predicted model, not a curated record. Lineage: Eukaryota; Metazoa; Arthropoda; Insecta; Hemiptera; Delphacidae. Gene Ontology annotation, molecular function: ATP hydrolysis activity; ATP binding.